Molecule: messenger RNA, 2083 nt
Organism: Pseudophryne corroboree (corroboree frog)
Lineage: Eukaryota; Metazoa; Chordata; Amphibia; Anura; Myobatrachidae
Gene: ZNHIT3
Product: zinc finger HIT-type containing 3
Exons: 4
Coding region: 4-621 (205 amino acids)
Biological process (GO): snoRNA localization; box C/D snoRNP assembly; maturation of LSU-rRNA from tricistronic rRNA transcript (SSU-rRNA, 5.8S rRNA, LSU-rRNA)
Cellular component (GO): nucleus; pre-snoRNP complex
Molecular function (GO): protein binding
Source: RefSeq, a predicted model, not a curated record
UAAAUGGGGACUGAAAUGGAAAUACAUUUUCUACUCUACUGUUUAUUUCUCUAUAGAAUCGACAAUGAACCAAUUACGGAUGACUUUGGGCUAAGUAACCCGGAAGCUGAGUUCUGCACAUGGUGCUCAGGUUCAGGCAACAUCAUCGUAAGGAGCAAAAUCGUACGCUUCAGCAGAUACACAGUGUUAUCGGUGCUUGGACUUUGGAGAGCAUGCAGGCGCCAUGCUGCGUGUGUUCUGUGGACACCGGGAAGUACCGCUGCCCCGGCUGCCGCGCUCGCUAAGGAGUGUACUCCAAAAGAAGCGCCAGAAACAACAGAUGCUGCAGCUCAGCCAGCUAGCAGCAGUUAUCAGCAAUUUGAGAGGAAAGAUGAUCUGCUUGAAGACGAUGAAUCGGAUACAGUUCCUCUACAGAAGCUAAAGCUGCUGGAGGAAUCAGAAGACCUGAAGCAGCUAUUGCAGAACACUCAUCUUAGACAAGUGCUGCUUGCUCUGGAGCGGGCAGAGAAGAAAGAGGAGGUACUGAAAGAAUAUAUGCAAGAGCCGCUGUUUGCAGAAUUUGCAGACAAAUGUUUGUCUGUUGUGGAUAAUGAGGAAAAAGAAAAUAUUUUUCCAGACUGAUGGUACUUUUGUUUUACAAUGGUUCUAGGCAUUUGUGAUGUAACGGUCAUUCUGUAUUCCCUUUAUCAAGACCAAGUUGAUGUCUGACAUCGAGAAACUAAGAUUUUUGGACUAUGAUGGAAAAAUCAAUAUACAAAGGUUACUGUAAUGGUUAACCAUGAAGAGACUUGAUGGACCUCUUCUUGUGUCUGUUUGCAGUUAGAGGUCUGCUGGGCAAUCUUAAUACAGAGCUCUAGCAAAGCAAAUGAGUGCUGCAGGCAAAAUGAAAUGAAUGACUUGUCUCUUUACUUGAAACCUCUGCAAGCUCAUUAGGGGGCCCAUACCUUCCCAAGUUACAGUACAUGUAAAUAAAUAAAAAUAAAUUGGGCUUAAUAUGUGAUGUGCUUGACUUUGUAAGAAUCUGUAUAUUUUGGUACUCCUGUUUCAGAAAAUCUUUUUCAGUUUGAGAGUUACAGAAUCUUAAAGCAAGGUAUGUUGAGAGGUUGUGCUAGAAAUGUCUGAACAAUAUUCCUUUGGAAUGAUUUCACCUGCUGUAUGUCAGGCACAAUGUCACAAAGGCACCUGUGACUUGGAUAUUACUGUAAUGCAGGGGCAGACAACAUGUGGCACUUCAGCUGCUGUUGAACGACGCAUGCCAUGAUGCAUUACCAUAGUUUUGCUGGUAAUGAAUGCUCAAACUGUGACAGGGCAUGCUGAGAAGUGUAGUUCCUCAUUAGUUGCAGUGCCCCUGUUUUAAGGGGUCAAACAGUUUCAUCCCUUAUUAUCCCCCAAUUCCAUAUUCUUGAAUAAAUACAACUUAUUCUCUACCACGACCAAUAGGACCCUAAAACUAUUACAGAAAUGUACAUUCAAUGAGCCAGCAAUAAUUCUUAAAGGGCUUAUAGUAUCCGUUAGAGCAAGGGUCUGCAACCUGCGGCUCUCCAGCUGCUAUGGAACUACACAUCCCAGCAUGCCCUGCUCAGUUUUAGCAUGCCUUAAAAGCAAAACUAUGGCAUGCUGGGAUGUGUAGUUCCACAGCAGCUGGAGAGCCGCAGGUUGCAGACCCAUGCUUUAGAGUAACAAGACCAACUGGAUUUAAUUUCAGCUUUAAUGUAAAAUGCACAGUGCUUUGAAUAAGAAAAAUAAAAAAAUGCAUUUAUAUUGUAUGUUAUACCCAUUAUGUAGGAAUGUAUAACGUGAAUGCUGUUGGCACAGAUCUCAAUGUGAUUGAUGCCCAGAAGGAUGACGCUCCAUAUACUGUAUAUAUACAUGGGUUUUUAAACAAACUUUCUUUAGCUACUCUUCUGUCUGCUCAAUUAGAGAAGGCUGUCUUUAUGCCAAGUUGUGUUCUGCUAGGGAGUUCAGGCCAACAAUAAUAUUUUGUUCUGGUUUGUUUCAACCUGUUUGUGAACUAUUUUUGUAUAAAUAAAUGCAAUUUACAGCUGACCAGGACUCCAUUAAAAUGGUUACCUUCUUGCACAAA